Molecule: messenger RNA, 243 nt
Organism: Cyphellophora europaea CBS 101466
Lineage: Eukaryota; Fungi; Ascomycota; Eurotiomycetes; Chaetothyriales; Cyphellophoraceae
Exons: 2
Coding region: 1-243 (80 amino acids)
Biological process (GO): transcription by RNA polymerase II; tRNA transcription by RNA polymerase III; transcription by RNA polymerase I
Cellular component (GO): RNA polymerase I complex; RNA polymerase II, core complex; RNA polymerase III complex
Molecular function (GO): zinc ion binding; DNA-directed RNA polymerase activity; DNA binding
Source: RefSeq, a predicted model, not a curated record
AUGAUUAUCCCCAUUCGCUGCUUCUCCUGCGGCAAGGUCGUGGCCGAUCUCUACGAGCAGUACAUCAAAUACCUCGAGGAGGGCGACAACGAUGGACUGGCAAUGGACAAGCUUGGAUGUACGCGCUACUGCUGCCGUCGCAUGCUGAUGACGCAUGUGGAUUUGAUCGACAAAUUGCUGCAAUACGAUCCUACGAAAAAGAAGGCCGCCGAGGCGCAAAUUAGACAGGCUCAGGAUGCCUAG